Lampris incognitus (smalleye Pacific opah) is the source of this 1325-nucleotide messenger RNA. RefSeq names its product Monoacylglycerol lipase ABHD12-like. Gene Ontology annotation, cellular component: endoplasmic reticulum membrane. Gene Ontology annotation, biological process: phosphatidylserine catabolic process; monoacylglycerol catabolic process. The coding region runs from base 162 to 1226 and encodes 354 amino acids. The record is from RefSeq and is a predicted model, not a curated record. Lineage: Eukaryota; Metazoa; Chordata; Actinopteri; Lampriformes; Lampridae. The transcript has 13 exons. Gene Ontology annotation, molecular function: phosphatidylcholine lysophospholipase A1 activity; monoacylglycerol lipase activity.
CGACCUCAUUUCCUCAACAAACCACUUUUUAAUAACCCUCGAAAGCUCUUGUUAAUCAACAACUAAGUAAACUACUGUACAACUCAGUUUAUUAUAAAACCUAUCUCAAGGUGAGCCCGACUUGGUAUAAGAUAGUACAUCAGUACUUAACUUGUCAUAUCAUGUUGAGGAAACGAGUGACUGACCCCCCAUCUGAUCAUGAGGACGCUGUUUCCGCGGUGGGAGAAGUCCGCGGGCAAGUGAAGAGACCCCGAUGGACAUAUUGGCUCAAAAGAGGCCUAUUGGCUCUCUGUGUCAUUUACAUUGCGGUGCCUUUUCUGCUGAGGGUCUUCCCUGACAUAAUAAAGCAACUUGUUUAUUCAAACAGAAUCAGAGUGCCGUUCUUUGUUGACCUCAGCCAACCUGCUGAUCUCGGCCUUAACCACACCAUCAACAUGCAUCUCACCUCAGAGGAGGGCGUCUCUCUCGGUGUGUGGCACACUGUACCUGAAAGUCAGUGGAAAGAGGCACAAGGAAAGGAUUUUGCAUGGUACCAGAAUUCAUUGGGUGGUGGAACUCCAAUUGUCAUAUACCUGCAUGGUAAUGGAGGCACAAGGGCAGCCAGUCACCGUGUGGGAUUGGCUAAUGUACUGAGUGCAGUCGGUUACCAUGUGUUGGUUUUGGACUACAGAGGUUUUGGAGACUCCAGUGGGGAGCCUACGGAGGAGGGUCUGACCACCGAUGCAUGCUAUCUGUACCACUGGGUCAAAGAACGCAGCGGGAACAGCCCGGUUGUCAUCUGGGGACACUCCAUUGGCACUGGAGUGGCUACUAACUCAGCAGUCAAACUGAUGGAACAAGGCGUGGUUGUUGAUGGUGUGAUCCUUGAGGGUGCAUUCACAAAUGUGCGACAGGAAGGCGCCCAUCAUCCCUUUGGCUGGUUUUAUUGGAAGUUUCCCGGCUUUGAGUACUUCUUUUUGGACACAAUGGCAGAAAACAAUAUUAUCUUCCCUAGUGAUGAAAAUCUGAAGAAAAUGAGAAGCCGUCUUCUAAUCCUUCAUGCAGAGGAUGACCACAUUGUCCCCAUUCAAAUGGCACAACAGCUGUAUCAGAUAGCAAAGAAAACACAGACCUCAGAGCAAGUCAAGAUGGUCUCCUUUGCUGGUUCUCUUGGGUAUCUGCACAACGGAUUAUAUAAAGACCCUCAGCUGCCUGGCAUCAUAAAGCAGUUUGUGCAGUCAUUGUAAUGCAGGACGGAUGUCUCUGGAGGAAUACUGAUCAGAUUCCAGGGAAGGACACAGCACUGAAUGCAUCUCAUUAAACUUGAAAUUCAAAUGUUCCCCCCA